Messenger RNA from Prorocentrum cordatum, 794 nucleotides. The record is from the annotation of a GenBank genome assembly. Lineage: Eukaryota; Dinophyceae; Prorocentrales; Prorocentraceae.
GAGGAGCGCCCGCGUGCUGGAGAUCAUGCUGGAGGCCCUGCGCGACCCGCAGGCCACCGAGUGGGCCGACAAGGACGGGGGCUACGUGUCCAUAACCAAGCUGCUCCGCUACUACCCCGACCUGCAGCGGGAGACCUUCGGCAGCACGCGCGUGAUCGCCCACGCCGUCGAGGGGCAGGCGACGAAGGCCGUGCGGCUUGACAAGGCCCGGCGACGAGUCCGCCUCCAGAGCAUCCGGGAGAUGAUCCUCGAGAGGGCGGAGGCCGUCUUGGAGGCGGCGCCCCGCGGCGUGGUGCCGCUGCGGGCGAUCCUGGAGGCGCCGCCGCUGCGGGAGGCCCUCGCCGGGCUGGCGGACCCGGUCCAGGAGGCUCGCCAGGCGCUCGAGCACGAGGAGUCGCCCGGCGUGGUCCGGGGCGAGUUUGUGCAGCGGCAUCCGAAGGGGGCGAGGCUGCGCAGGCGCGUGGAGGAGAGCUGCUCUCGGACGAGAGCCUGGCGGUGGACUCCCGGCUCCGGGCCAAGGUCGCGGAGUCCCCCACCGGCGAGGUGCCCCUCAUGUGGAUCUGCUCGCGGUACGCCUCGCGCCUCGAGCGCGGAGCCGAUACGAGCGCAGCUGGUCUGGAGGUGUCCGGGGCCGAGCUCUACGAGGCGCUGAAGCACUCUGCGCAGCUGUACGUCGACGGCAAGCGGCUCACGGUGUCCCGCAAGCGGCGCCUGCCGCCGCACCUCGCCGCCGCGGGCUCGGGGCCUUCCCCGAGGGCCGCGGCCUCCAGCGCCGCGGAGAAAGGCGGCGGCGC